Messenger RNA from Amaranthus tricolor (Joseph's coat), 1122 nucleotides. RefSeq names its product nascent polypeptide-associated complex subunit alpha-like protein 1. The transcript has 4 exons. The record is from RefSeq and is a predicted model, not a curated record. Gene Ontology annotation, biological process: protein targeting to membrane. Gene Ontology annotation, cellular component: cytoplasm; nascent polypeptide-associated complex. NCBI's taxonomy places the organism in Eukaryota, Viridiplantae, Streptophyta, Magnoliopsida, Caryophyllales, Amaranthaceae. Bases 92 to 709 code for a protein of 205 amino acids.
GUGCAUACAUACAUUAAUUAUAAAUACCAGGAUCUCUGCUGUCCAAGCAUUUUCUUUCAUCCUUCGCAACUCCACUAUUACUUCUAUCACCAUGAUUACCCAGACUCAAGAAGAGAAGCUCGCUUUUCUAGUUGGACUGCAAAUGACCGAUGAUAAUGAUGAGGUGAUUAUGAUUGAGGAUAUCGACAAAGAGGAUGACAACAUUGUUGAUGAGAAUGAAGACGAUGUAGAAGGGGCAUCACGUGAUGGAGAUGUCAGUGGUAAAUCUGAUAAGCUAAUAAGCAAAAGUGAAAUGAAGACUCGAAAAGCCAUGUUGAAGCUUGGUAUGGAUCCCAUUACUGGUGUCAGCAGAGUCACUCUCAGGAAUAAAAAAAAUGAUUUAAUCGUCGUCUCAAAGCCCGAUGUGUUCAAGUGUCCAACAACAGAAACAUAUAUCUUCUUUGGUCAGGCAACGAUUGAAGACAUAACUUCACAACUUGAAAUUCAGCCAGCGCAGCAGUUCAAGGUUCCUGACUUGACCAAUGUCAUUUUUAAGCCUGUUUUGUCUGCAAUGGUCCAGGACGAUGCGCAGGUUUAUGAGGCAGGAAUCGUACCCCAGGACGUUGAGUUAAUCAUGACACAGACUGGAGUUACUUGGGGUGAGGCGCUCACCGCUCUCAAGGCUAGCAAUGGGGAUGUCGUUGCUACUAUUUUGAACAUGAAACGUUGAUUACUUGAUGAGAAGUCUUAGGCUGAUGUUUUAGCUAGUCAUUUAGUGCUUACUAAAGCAUGCAUAGUGUUAACAACCAAGUACAUACUCAUACCUCUUACGUUUACUGUAAAGUGUUUGUUUUAGAGGAAUUUUCGCUCAACUCAUCCCCAUAUAUGUUAUUUGUUAAUUCCUUUUUUUGAUAUGUUUUGGCCGUUGAAUUUAUCUUUGAUGUCGUGAUCAAAUACGCUUAGAAUGUUUUAACCUAAUUUAAACAAUGAUCUGCAUCACUAAACACUACAUAAUUGUAGUUUUACUAAUAAUUUGUUCUCUAGUAUUGUUUUAACCUUAUUAAACCGUUAACAACUAUUUCAAUUGCUACAUCAUCGAACACGUCCGAAGACAUAAAACUUAACACUCGUCUUUUUCUUUAU